AUGCUAAUUGGAAAAUUCGGCACUGAAACCGACAGAGAUGUCACGCUGGCAUGGAACCAAUUGGCUCACUUUUCAGGGCUAUGUAGUAUCCUCACGGCUCUGGCUGGAGCUAUCUGUGUAGUUGCCCCUCAUACCUUAGGGAUGGACCAGUACGCCGAUAUGAUCGACAAAUUCAAGGCUUACCGCGUCUCCUCUCUUCCAGGUAACUUCUCUUUUUGCUUUCCGGGGCACCUUGAGAAACUGGUUCAUUACGUUCAGUCCACGGGUAGGAGACUGAACACUCUGCGGCACGUCGACGUCGGAGGUAGCGCGCUCUCGAAACAGCUUGCGGAUCUAACCAGGAACGUUUUUGAGAACCUUCGAAGUUUAAGGCUUUUCUACGGAAUGACAGAAUCAAACGGCUGCGUCUGUGCCCCGCCGAAGGAUGUCAUCUCUUACACUGACAUCGGGUAUCCUGCUAUCAUGAACGAAAUCAAGGUUGUAAACGUGACCAAUGGUAAAUCACUGGGACCGAAUGAGCCUGGCGAGCUCUGCUACCGCUCGCCCACGGCAUCUAGGGGCUAUUACAAGUGUCAUCGGGAAACUACCCAGUUCAGAGACAGCGAGGGAUGGUGUCGGUCUGGCGAUUUUGCCUACUACAAUACAGAUGGCCGAGUUCACUUCGUGGAACGAAUCAAAGAAAUGAUCAAGUGCAUGGACCAACAAGUAGUGCCUACAGAACUCGAAGUGCUGCUCGCCAAACACGGCGGUAUCGCCGAGGUGGCUGUGCUGGGUGUGCCACACCCGGUCUACGGAGAAGCACCGGCCGCCAUCGUCGUGCCCAAGAAGGAGAUCGAGAACGUUGGUGGAGCAAUGGAAAGAGAAAUCAAGGAUAUCAUUGCAGGAACCUGUGCUGAGCACAAGCAUCUCUACGGAGGCGUCUUCUUCCUGGAAGCUCUUCCGAAAACGGAGAACGGAAAGGUUCAGAGGAAAGCACUUUUCGAUACUUGGGCUAAGUGUACCCGGCUGCCUCUAUAA
Molecule: messenger RNA, 1017 nt
Organism: Ixodes scapularis (black-legged tick)
Lineage: Eukaryota; Metazoa; Arthropoda; Arachnida; Ixodida; Ixodidae
Product: luciferin 4-monooxygenase
Exons: 6
Coding region: 1-1017 (338 amino acids)
Molecular function (GO): CoA-ligase activity
Source: RefSeq, a predicted model, not a curated record